Messenger RNA from Enterobius vermicularis (human pinworm), 705 nucleotides. The record is from the annotation of a GenBank genome assembly. Lineage: Eukaryota; Metazoa; Nematoda; Chromadorea; Rhabditida; Oxyuridae.
GUGGUUAAGAUCCGAAAACGUCAGGUGGUGAAAUACGACUUUUUACCGUUAUCACCAUUAUCUGCGCACCGUUUAUGUAAUUCUUUUAUCGAACCACAUGGUUCCUACUGUUCUUUUCGACCACUCACUUAUUCCGUUGUGCGACGGAAAAUUUUAGUAUUGGACCUAGACGAGACCUUAAUACAUUCACAUCAUGAUGGGAUAGUUAGGCCGAUGGUCAAGCCGGGGACGCCGCCAGACUUCGUUCUACGAGUGAACAUCGACCGUCAUCCUGUAAGGUUUUUUGUUCACUGUCGACCACAUGUUGACCACUUUUUAAAUAUGGUUAGUAAAUGGUAUGAUUUGGUCAUUUUUACUGCUUCGAUGGAAAUCUAUGGCAGUUCGGUAGCUGAUAAGCUUGAUGGCGGUAAAGGAAUUUUACAAAGACGGUAUUUUAGGCAACACUGUACAAUGGAUUAUGGUGGGUGUGGAUACACCAAAGAUCUCUCGGCUGUGCAUGCCGAUCUUUCCUCUAUAUUUAUAUUGGAUAAUUCUCCUGGAGCAUAUCGAAAAUUUCCUCAAAAUGCAAUUCCUAUCCGGUCAUGGUUCUCUGACCCAACAGAUACGUGUUUAUUGGCUCUUCUUCCAUUUUUAGAUGCUUUACGGUUUGCUUCAGAUGUUCGAUCUAUUCUUAGCCGUAAUCAACAACUGCAGCAGGUCUGGUGA